UGCUGGAUUCGAGCAGUUCGGUCGUGUCGUCAUCGCUGAGAUUUAAGGUUUGGGUGGUUUCAGGGGUUGGGAAUAGUUGUCGAGUGCCCUUCGAGGUCAGCCAUCAUCUUCUGUGCAAUUACAUCAUUUAUUCAAGACGCUGGAUGGAGUCAGACAAGGCGAAGAAGCCGCCUGCUAGUGCAAAUGGCUUUGGUGAGAGCGAGGUGAUUGCCAAACUUACCAAGAAAUUCAAGACCGCCUUGAAGAAGGAGCGCGAAGAGGAUGUUGCCCGAACUCAGCAGCAGAUACAGUCUCUUCCGCCCAAAAUCCUUGCUCGGCGGGGACUAGCUAUCUUGAACGUUUCGGUAUCGAGCGUGAGAACAGCACUAGGUGGGGCGACUGUUCUUGAGUUGGAACCUGAUCUUUCGACUGCUACUACAGAGAUCGAGAAGAACUCGAUCAAAACGGGUGAUAUAGUGGCAGUAGAAAAAGUCCCAUCUGCAACGGAGAAAAAAUCAAAGACUUCGAGUGGCAGCAGGGUCGAAGGAGUUGUGCUGCGACAGUCGCCAAAGCAGGUGCUGAUAUCAGUCGACGACAAGUACUCCGAGGCAGUUCUAACGCUGGAGGGGAGACUAUGGAUAGUCAAACUGGCCGAUGCAGUUACAUAUGCACGGAUGGAUGAGACGAUGGAAGACCUGAGCAAAUUGACGUCGCCCACCAGACUACAACGGAUCGUGAUAGGAACCACCAAGCCGACCAAACCGAAACAAAAUGACGAGCCUAUCCAAUAUUUGGAUGACACGCUGAAUGGGUCGCAGAAGAAAGCUGUGGCGUUUUCUCUCGGUGAAAGCGAGGUUUCAAUCGUCCAUGGACCACCAGGGACCGGAAAAACAUAUACCGUGAUUGAGAUUAUCAGACAGCUAGUUGCCAAAGGCCAACGCGUUCUGGUUUGUGGACCCAGCAAUAUCUCGGUCGACACCAUUCUAGAGCGACUCCACGGCCUUUUACCGCCAGACAAUCUUCUCCGCAUAGGCCAUCCCGCGAGACUGCUUACCUCUACUCAGCAGCACUCGCUCGAUCUUAUACUGAGGACCUCUGAGCCGGGGCAGAUUGUACGCGAUAUUCGGACCGAGAUUGACGAGUCGUUUGCAAAGAUCAAAAAGACGAGAUCUGGGCGGGAGAAGACGCAGAUUUUCAGAGAUAUCAAAGAUCUUCGGAAAGAGUACCGCGCACGAGAGAGGAAAGCGCUGAAUGAAGUAUUGAAUCAAGGACGGGUUGUUGUAUGUACUCUUCACGGAGCAGGAAGUAAGUUUCUCUCUGGGAUUGAGUUCAACACAAUCAUCAUUGAUGAGGUAUCUCAGAGUCUGGAGUCGCAAUGCUGGAUCCCGAUUCUGAAUCAUCCAGAGGCUGAGAAGUUGAUCAUUUCUGGCGAUAAUAAGCAGUUGCCUCCUACGAUAAAAUCGGUGGGCAAUGAGAAAGUAUUGGGAGUCACACUGUUUGACCGACUAGUAGCAACACACGGGGACAGCAUCAGGAAUCUACUUAAUGUCCAAUACCGAAUGAAUGAUACCAUAAUGCAGUAUCCUUCAUUGGCAAUGUAUGAAGGGAAAUUGCUCGCAGACGAUUCCGUUAGAGAUCGUACGCUGGCAGAUCUAGAAUACGUCACAAAAUGCGAAGAGACAGAGGCAAAAGUUCUAUGGAUCGAUACCCAAGGCGGCGAAUUUGGCGAGAGCGUGAGCGAGGAAACCGCAAAGUUCGACCCGGACGGUGGUAGUAAGUCCAAUGACCUGGAGGCGUGGCUGGUAGUGCAAGAGGUCUCGGAUUUACUUGAUCGAGGCGUUAAGGUGUCGGAUAUCGGAGUCAUUUCGCCUUAUAACGCGCAGGUGUCGCUGAUUGCUAAGCGCGUGGAGACAUUUCUUGAGAACCGGAAUAUCGGGCUUUCUGAAAAGGAGGAGAAUGUUUUAGAGGUCUCAUCAGUGGAUGGCUUUCAAGGACGAGAGAAGAAUGCUAUUAUUAUCUCGAUGGUUAGGAGUAACGACAAGGGCGAGGUUGGGUUCUUGAAAGAGGACCGACGACUGAAUGUUGCGAUUACUCGACCGAGGAGAUAUCUCUCCAUUAUCGGAGACUCGGAAACGCUCUCGCGAGGCUCAAAUUUUCUAAAAGGAUGGGCAGAUUGGGCCAUGGACAAUGCUGAGAUCAGAUAUCCGGAUGUAGGCGAGGUCCUGGAGUUUGCGAUGCGAGCGAGUUGAUGUUGUAAAUAGCGGGUUUAUAGAUGUACAUUAUCAAUA
This is a messenger RNA of Myxozyma melibiosi, 2267 nucleotides long. Its product is annotated as P-loop containing nucleoside triphosphate hydrolase protein. The record is from RefSeq and is a predicted model, not a curated record. Gene Ontology annotation, molecular function: ATP hydrolysis activity; 5'-3' DNA helicase activity; RNA binding. The coding region runs from base 144 to 2228 and encodes 694 amino acids. NCBI's taxonomy places the organism in Eukaryota, Fungi, Ascomycota, Lipomycetes, Lipomycetales, Lipomycetaceae. The transcript has 5 exons.